Molecule: messenger RNA, 891 nt
Organism: Camellia sinensis
Lineage: Eukaryota; Viridiplantae; Streptophyta; Magnoliopsida; Ericales; Theaceae
Source: RefSeq, a predicted model, not a curated record
AUGGCGAGGACAAGAACGGAUGAUCCGGAAGAUUCUACCUCCGUACGGUUGGAUAGAAUGGAAAGGAUGAUUAUGGAGAUGGCAGAAACCUUGAGGCAACAACAGCAGCAGCAACAACCACCACCACCAGUACCUGUGCCACCACUAGAGGUACAAGAUUACCAAGCUAAGGAUCGAACAAUUACGCUCACGAAGGAAUUCAAAAAGAUGAAGCCACCCUCGUUCAAGGGGGGAAUUGAACCAAUGAAAGUAGAAGCAUGGGUGUUGGGUAUAGAAAAGUUAUUUGAGGUUUUUCCUUAUACUGAAGCCCAAAAGGUACAACUUGUUGCCUUCACUCUUGAAGAUGAAGCACGGAGCUGGUGGAUGCUCAUAAGAACUGCACAUCAAGGGUUAACAUGGGCUAGAUUUUUGGAGCUGUUCUAUGAAAAGUAUUUUCCCCAAUGUAUGCGAGAUAAGAAAGUGACCGAGUUUGAGACCUUGAGACAAGGGAACAAGAUUGUUGCAGAGUAUGAGGUGCAAUUUGCUGAAUUAGCCCGUUUCACACCACAUAUGGUGGAUACGGACUACAAGGAGGCAAGAAAGUUUGAAGGUGGAUUACGGACUGUUAUUCUCGACCGGAUCAAUGUGCUGAAAUUACCUACAUAUGUUGAUGUGUUGGAAAGGGCAGUAAUCGCUGAGGGUAAUAUUGCUGCUCAAAGCCGGGUCUCAGAAUGGAAAGGGAAGAGACAGAAUACCCAAGCCUUAAGGGGUUCGGUGACACCACUGAGUAAGAAAUUGAAUUCGGGAACCUCUAGUACAUCCGCCUCUACCCGUGGAUUUGCACUAAUUUGUCCGGAUUGUGGAAAGAGACACCGUGGGAUUUGUUAUCGAGUAACAGCGACAUGCUUCUAG